CGCAACAGCGAUACAUACCCGAUGUGCCUCGCCGGUCUCUGUGCCUUCAUGUCAGGGGACAAGGUGAUUGCCAACAAUCGACACACACACAAACCCAGCUUCCACAACAACUUCGAACAGGCCGAUGCGGCCAUCAUCCGCACCAUCGCCUACUAUGCUACUACCCUCGCUCUCAUUCACUGUCACAAGCGAAAGCUGACCUUCACAAACCCGGAUCCCAAUGGCAGCCUCAUUGGAAAUCUGCUGUUGAUGAUGGGCAAGACAAACAAGGAGACUGGUGUUGGUCCCGAUCCCGAGAUUCAGGCGUGCCUUGAGAAGCUCUGGAUCUGCUACGCAGACCAUGAGAUGACCAACUCUACCGCCGGCCUUCUCCAUGCUGGCUCCACUCUUGCCGAUCCAGGCUCUUGCGCCAUUUCCGCUCUGGUAUGCGGAUUUGGUCCCCUUCAUGGAGGCGCCAUCGAUCUUGCUUAUGAAGCACUGGGCAAGAUCAAGCACCCCAGUUUUGUCCCUGCUUACAUUGAAAUGGUCAAGUCCAAGAAGGCUCGUCUGUUCGGCUACGGUCACCGCAUCUACCGCACCCGCGACCCCCGCCUUUCCCUCAUUGAGGAACUUAUUGAGAAGAACAGGGAGAAGUGUGACGCCAACCCUCUGCUCAGGGUUGCCUUUGCCAUCGACAAGCUGGCCAAUGAGGACGAGUACUUUGUGAGCAGGAAGCUCAAGGCGAAUGCCGAUCUGUUGGGAUGCUUCUUGUACUCUGCUCUGGGCUUCGAGACCGACAUGAUCACGGCCAUCAUCACUCUAUCGCGAAUUCCCGGUGGUCUCGCACACUGGAGAGAGACCUUGGACAAACCCAUUAAGAUUUGGCGUCCCCGUCAGAUCUACACUGGCGACAGAACUGAUGAUGUUGACGCUCCAGGAAGGCAAUCUUUAUCCUCCAACGAGGGCCCCUUGAAGGAGAAGCACGGCAUCCAGGUCCGUGAACUUAACUCUGGCAAGAGCAACAAGAUUCCCCUCAAGGUUAAAGCUAUCCUUUGGGCCAAGAGCUGCUUUUCCUAG
This is a messenger RNA of Podospora anserina S mat+, 1056 nucleotides long. RefSeq lists its product as uncharacterized. The record is from RefSeq and is a predicted model, not a curated record. Gene Ontology annotation, molecular function: acyltransferase activity, acyl groups converted into alkyl on transfer. The annotation marks the transcript as partial. The transcript has 3 exons. Gene Ontology annotation, biological process: tricarboxylic acid cycle. Lineage: Eukaryota; Fungi; Ascomycota; Sordariomycetes; Sordariales; Podosporaceae.